CUUACAAUAGCUUAUAAUAUUAUUCAUAAUUUAUCAAAAAUGUCUCGAAAACAAAGUGCAAAAGAUAUUUUAAAAACCAUUGGCCAAGAUUCAUCCCAUCAAUCUAAAUCUUCUACUUCGACUCCUAAACCAUUGCCUACUUUGACCCAUAGAACACAUAAAAGAGUUAUAUGCAAUUGCCUAAAGUGUAAAGACAAGUUUGUUGAUCCUUGUACAAAAGAGCAACACUCUUUAACUACUAGCCAACAAUUGUCUCAAACAGAUUUAAAUGGGAUAAAACAACCAGCUCUAUCUAAAGAAUUAAGUAGUCUAAAUCAAUUAAGUAGCCUAAGCCAACAAUCGGUAACAACAAUUGAUUCGUUGUCAGAUAUAGAAAGAGAUGAUAAUGAACUUUUAUCUAGCCUUGAUAUAGAUAACUUAUCGUUUUUAUCAAAAAAACGCCAACAAACAUCAAGUGCUAAAAUAAAUAUUUUAAAUGCAGAAGAACAAGUUAUCACUUCGGCAGAUGAAAAAGAAUUAGCCAAAGGUAUUCAAUAUAGCAAUAUUAAUAAAUUUGAAGAUUAUUCAGCACCGAAUAUUGAUUAUGAAAAUAAAUCUCAACCUAGACUUAGAAUACCAUCUAGUUUUGAUGAUAUAUUAAUUUGGCUAUUAAAAUUUCAAAGUAAUUUUAAAGUGCCUGAAACAGCUACCGAAAUUUUAAUUAAAUAUAUUCGUCAACUAUUAUGUGAAUUUGGUGAUAAAAAUCUUUUUAAAAAUUUUCCAACCUCAAUGUAUAUGCUUCGAAAACAUCUUAAAAUCGGUAACUUUAUAACAUAUUCAGUAUGUCCAAAAUGUAACAAACUAUAUACUGAAAAAGAGAUUGUUGAUUCACGGGAUAAUAAUAGACAAUUAUCAUAA
Messenger RNA from Dentiscutata erythropus, 897 nucleotides. NCBI's taxonomy places the organism in Eukaryota, Fungi, Glomeromycota, Glomeromycetes, Diversisporales, Gigasporaceae. The record is from the annotation of a GenBank genome assembly.